AUGAACGGUCAGGAACUCUUCGACGUGGCAGCUCGGGCAGGACACGUAGUGAUCGCCUUCUGUCAGUAUCGCAUUUUCGACAGGCUCCGCGAAUACCCCUUCUCGCUCGCACUUGGUAGUGACGAUGAUAUACAAAGGCAACCCGAGAACUUGAAGGAUGGCCCCGAGCCCGACGAACAGUGCGCCAACCAGAUGUGGCAUUUAUUGCAGAAUGGGUGCAGCAUGUCUCGUCUGCUCCGUGUAGUGAAGGCUUUGCAGGGCUUGGAGUGGGCGACCGUGACAGCAGAGCAGCUGCGCACUUCUGCAGCGCAGCUCAUACGCCGACAUCCCGAAUACGGUUGUGAAACUCUGGUGGCCAGGAGCUCCGUAAACACAUGGGACAAACUGUUGCCGAGGAAAACCGCUGAUGAGAAACGUAUGGAGAAGUUAGGCAAGGGCGUUGAAAAACUUCAGCGGGCAAACCCUUGGAAGAGCGGAGGGCGGCAGUUGUUCUUCCGAGAUCUGAUGGGCGUGGCUCGCCAGAAAACGUGGAACUUCAAACCAGUCGAUGCGCAGUUGCAGGUCAUGGCUAGACGCUCCGAUACAUGGUUUAACAAAACUUCGCGAGUCAGGCGGCGCUACGAGCAGCAGGCCAUGGCUCGCGCCAGCACGAAACAGCAGGAAAUCUCUGAGGGGAUCGAGCACCUGCAGGCGGCUUUACGUCAGCACAGGAGUCGGAUGUUGGAGGAGGCGGCGGCAAGCAAACCAGUGCACAUGAGUGGAUGCCACCUCGCUACGUCGGACUUCGCCUACUUCGAGAUGCUGUGGCAGUCGGAACAUUUCACGGCGGAGAGAUGCACCCAGCGUCUGAGGCAGUACAUGGUGGCACCGAAUCCUCCGGCCAGAGAAGAGAUCGUGAAUCUUCAAGAACACUUCGUGUUCGCCGCGCAAUCUCCAGUCCAUGUCUCCGUCAGUGAGCUGACCAAGAUUGCUCGGUACCAGUCUGCCGACGUUGUCACGUCGGAGAACUGGGGCAGAUUAGCUAUGGACGAUAAGGGCAAUAUGUUCACGGUAGACUUCAUGUUUAAUCUGAGCGCUCACGACCUUCCGAUCGUGGGCAACGACCAGGUUAGCGUGUUGACAGGCUUGCAUCAUGUCGGAGGUGGUACGUUGGUAAGCUAUGACAAGUGGGUGCCCUUCGACACGUAUGUUGUUGGCCUGCCAGAUCCAGGGCCAAGGGCGCCGUCGAACUCGACGAAAUCUAACAACACGGAGGACUUGAUUCGACUGAUGCCUUGGCUCCAGAAGUGCUGGGACAAGCGUCCAAACCAGCACGCCGACAGCGGCGAGCCCGUGCGUCGUGAGCCGCCAUGGCCAGUCCAGGAGCUCAGCGACGAGGCCAUCGAGGAGGUCUUCGCUGAGCUUGAUCGGCGGAGGCAACACCUCGCGGACGAGGAGAUCGGGGUGCUCGGCGACGAGUUCCGCACCAGGAUUCUUGGGGGCGCGUGGACAGCUGCGCACGUCGGCGUCGCAGCAGAUGCGGUUGCUGGCGAGGCUCGUGGCGCCCUAGCCAAGAACUUUUGUAAUAAAUCCAUUCUUCGAAAGAUGGCACGAUUCGAUUACGCCGCGCAUCCAGAGGGCAUUCCUGCCAUUUUAGCGAGAGCAUGGUGCCACAUAAUGCAGUACUUCUACAACCUCGAUGCUGCUCAUGGUGGAGUGCCAGAUUACAGGAUUUCGCCCGCGGACGUGGCAGGAUGCGCAGAGACAGCCGAGUUUACCGAGGCCGUGGUCGACCUCGCAGGACAC
Messenger RNA from Prorocentrum cordatum, 1785 nucleotides. NCBI's taxonomy places the organism in Eukaryota, Dinophyceae, Prorocentrales, Prorocentraceae. The record is from the annotation of a GenBank genome assembly.